Messenger RNA from Leptosia nina, 5628 nucleotides. The record is from the annotation of a GenBank genome assembly. Lineage: Eukaryota; Metazoa; Arthropoda; Insecta; Lepidoptera; Pieridae.
AUGAGCUCUAGAGAUAGGGACACCAAGUCUCUUCACGACAAAUUGAAAGUCUUCUUCAAGAAGGGAGUAUCGGCGCCGGUCGCCACACAUGAGCUGGUGGUGAGCCAAGAGAUACGACGAGAACUCGGGCCCGAAGCACCUCUGCACCGCCGUAUGCGCGCCAUAAAGGAGUUAGGGGAAAAAGUGCUGCAUAUCAGAGUCCAGGAGGGAGGUGUAGAAAAAAUCUGGUUGAGUACCAGAGACCUGUUGGAGGAUUCUAACGUAGAAGCUCGUCAUGCAGUUCUGGGUCUCCUCCGCUGUAUUGCAGAGGGGCAAACAGAAUUACUGAUAAUGAGAUCUAUAUUUUUCCGAUAUCUACAAGAGAUGGGUAUCUCACAAUGUCCCGAGGAUUACCAUCUGCGCUUCAAACUGCUCUAUGCAUUGACCAACACGGGAAAGGACAUAAAGUGCUUAGAAGAAGAGAUCGGUCCACUGUUAGUGGAGUGGAUGGGACAGAUGAGUGGUAGAGCAGAACUGGUGCAGCUGGUCCAGCUCGCCACGAAUGUAGUGAAGUUCAACGCGGCCUAUCUCGAGGAAGCGGUCGUACACGGUCUAGUCGGGCGAGCGUGCCAGCUCGCCGUGCAUUCGCCGGAGCCGCCCGCCGUUCUUGCCUGUCUAGCCCUCCUCGAAGCGGUCGUGUCGUACUCGCUGCUGCCGCGCGCCGCUUUGCGCACCUUUGUCUCCGCUCUCUGCAAAACGGUCAACCACGAACAUUACUGCCAGAACAGCUGGAAGCUGAUGCGCUACGUGCUAGGCGCCGACAUGGGCCACGCGGCGCUUCAGGAGAUGGUGGAUCUGGUGAGAGGCGUCGGCGGCGAAGGAGGCGGUGACGCGGACACGGGGACGGCUCGCGGCGCAGUGUUCUACAUGAAUAUGGCACUGUGGGGGCCGCGGCGGGUACACACGCUGCACGUGUCGCAUCUCGCCGUGCUGCCGGCUCUCCGCGCCGCCUUACGCGCUCGUCAACCCGUGCUAACCUACGAAAUGUUGCUCGCGCUGCAUAGCCUGGUGGCGCGCUUGCCUCACGAUCUACACGAGGUCUCCUGGGACGUGUUGCUACAUAUCAUCCGCGACAUCGUCGACCUAGACAGAAGCUGCGAGCCGCCGAACGAGCUGAUCCAUACACGACUGCACGCUCUCAUCACGUCCGUGGAGCAGCUGCAGGAGGCCGGCCAGUUUCAGGGCGACGCGGAGGCUCUGCUCGAACUAAUCGACUACUGCGGCCAUGAUCGCCCGGAGGCAUCGACGAUGCGGCUGAUAUCGUUGAGGGGCGCGGCUUUGGGUGGGUGCGGCGAUGCAAGCGCAGCUCUCCAACUGUUCGAGCGGUACUUGCGCCUAGAGCCCCGCCUGCCAGUGCGGCUGCACACGCUGCAAACGCUUCUUGCGUAUAUGAAGCGCAACAGGUGUGGUGGAGGGGAGGAAGUGGUAGAGCGCGUAGGCGCUGCGGUAGCGGGCGCGUGCGCGACCGAUGCCGAGUGUGCGGUGCGGGCGGCGGCAGCCCGCGCCUUGCCCGAACUGGCCGCCAUGUGCUCGCCGGAUGCGUGUAUUGAUCUCGUCGAUCAACUAGAGAAGAUCUUAAACAGACCCUACGAGAUGUACGUAUCGGAGGUGCCCAUACCGGCCGACGCCGACACCGCUGAUCUUACGGCGGCAGCCAGCGGGCUACUCGAAGUGCUGCACGAUAAGUUGCUGCGCACGCCCGCUGCGCCCGCUGCUCGCGCGCUUCUCGUGCUGCUCGACCACCUCGACCACCACUACCGACGGCCGGCGCUCUUUCACCACCAUCCGCACAUCCGACUCAAGAUUUUCGACAUGCUGUUCGGGCUGAGGGCGAACCCCUUCAACUGCGUCGGGUUCUGCUACGACGCUAGCGGAAAGCCCGUGUGGGGGGCCGAAGCCGUUCGCGUGAAGCCUACGUGCUCCCCCUUCCUGCUCGCCGAACCCGCCGCCGCCCGGGCCCAGCCCACCCCCGCCCCUCGCGAGCCUCCGCCCGGCGCCUGUCUUAUCCCGAUCGGAAGGGCGGCUCGCGUGCUUGUGGCGGCUUUGUCACGUGAAUCGGAAUGGUCGGUGCUGGUGCACGUGUUGCGCGCUCUGCCACACUUGCUGGACGCCCGAGCGCCGGCGCUCGGUCGACGCGCCCAAGACAUCGACCUGCUUGCGUCCACGCUCUGCUCGAUGGUGUCGGAUCGCAGCCUCUCGAACCCCGUAAAGCUGUCGGUGUCCGAGUUCCACGCGGCCGCGCUGCCACCGCUCGCUUCCAUGGCCUCGUACAAUGCUUUUCUCGAGCCGCACACGCAGCAGCGCAUCGUGCGGUGCCUACUUAAGCACGGCAUGGUGCUGCGCACGCCGCAGCCGUACAUAGCUGCGCUGACGAUGUUCGCUUUGGAGACGCGCGAGACGAUGGUGCGUAUGCUGCCGGAGGUGCUUCUGGACCUUUCGAAAAUCUCAGACACGAAAGCCAUCGCCAGCCCCAUGUUGGAGUUCCUCUCGACUCUGACCCGCCUGCCCCGCGUGUUCGCCUCGUUCGUCGAAGACCAGUACAUGUCGGUGUUCGCCAUCCUGCUGCCGUACACGAACCCGUCGCGUUACAACCACUACGUUGUGUCCCUGGCGCACCACGUCAUCGCCGCCUGGUUCCUCAAAUGCCGUCUGUCCUACCGCAGAAACUUCGUACGCUUCAUUAUCCACGGCUUGCACAAUUACAUCAUCAUGCCGUUCGAAGAGCAGCUCCAGUACAAGACGAACAGCGUUCAGAACUCGGUCAACGAGGAUUCCUCGAACAGGCAGCGCAGUUCCAGCCUGGGAUCGAAGGCGGUGUCGCGGCCCUUGUCGGGACGGAGUGGAGGAGGUAGCGCGGGCGCCGGAGCCAGCGCGCCGGCUGCCUUCCACGUGGAGCUGACUGAGACCUGCAUCGACCUGCUCGCCCGAUACACGUUCACGCCUUGCAGCGUAAAGCCGCAGAGAAGCGACACGGCCGACUUCCUGUUCGAGGGCGGUCAGGCGACGACGUGGCUCGUGGGACAUAAGCUGGUCACGAUAACCACCUCGGGCUGUUUGCAAAAUUCCAUUAAACAAGGCCUUUGCGAGAGAUGCGCAACACUGUGCCGCCAGCACGCAGAGAGCGCGGACAGCCCGCUACCGACGCAGCUAAGCGGCGCCCCGGGGCCCGUUCCUCCCGGAGCCGAACUCGACCACGUUGUCGAGCCCUCGCUUCAGUCGCAGAAACAGGACAGCACCGACAGCACCUCGUCCUCGUCGGUGAACCACCUGCAAGUGAGCGCGCCGACGCAGUGCAACCUGCCAGAAGUGAAACGGUACAGCAAGCGAUCGCUGCAGCACAGCCGCUCUACGGAGACGUCCUGCUCCUCUCUGUCCGCCUCAGAGCUGCAGCCGCCCUCAAGCUCGCACGUAUCCAGGCAAAAUUCGUCGGACGGGCCGGCGGACCCGCUCGGACAGUUUACGCAGCGGCUAGAGAGGAUAUCCAAGGAAGUGGAAGGCGAGGAGAGCGGAUCCUGGUGCCGCGUGGGCGGGCUGGCAGAGGCAGGCGCUUGCCCGUGCUGGUGUGCGCGCUGGGCGCAGCUCCACGUACGCUCACCCACCGGCGACGUUUCGUGGCUGCUGCGCAUGCAGAACCAUAUCAGCUCGGCGCAACAAGAGUGGCCUCUGCAGGACGUCCUGGCGCUGCUUUCGCCGCCGCCGCCGCGGGGAUCCUCCGCCCCCAGGGCGGGGACCGCUCACGCCGCCUCCGCCACCGACUUGGCUUCGGAGGAGUCCCGGUCGAGUCGUCAGUCGCACGCUUCCGACUUGCAUAAAUCGAGUUCCGAUUCGGUGGUGGCGAGCGAGAGACGUCAACCGACGAGCCAUUCGACCGGCUUGAACUCGCAACAGACACGGAUGAGCACGCAGCCUAUCAACAUCCCGCACUCGCCGCAGCGGCAGAGUUCUUCGAGCACCGUCGCAGACGACGACUUGCUGCUCAUCGUGCCCGAGGGGAAGACGAGGCACCCGGUUCGGCGCUCUAACUCGUCACCGGAAAUGUCCUCUUCGUGGAAAGUCGUGGCGAGAGAAACGGAGGCCGCAGGGGCGGAAACAGAGUCGAUAUCUAGAAACGGAACCGGCGCGACGGACGAAGAACUCGUCGUCAACGUGGACGACAUGAUCCUGUUGCCUGUCUGUGAACCGACAAGCGCAUCGAUGACUAUGCACGCAACCAAGAAGGCGGCGAAGAAGAGCGACAUGCGAGUGUCGUGCGAGGCCAUCCCAGAGGAGACGGGCACCUCGCCGCAACCGCACUCGCAGCUGCAGCAUAAGCACCCUCACCUCGUCACCUACAACUCGGAUCCAGGUGCGGUCGGGUCGGACGCAGAGGCGGAAGGCUUGUCCUGCGCGGAGCCACCGUCGCACCAUCGCCUGCAGAAAACUAGCAGCGACAGCACGGUGACAGCGACGGCGGGCGCAAGCGCGAAUACGGCCCUCGGUCGCGGCAGCGCAACACGUGACGAGCUGCCUCCGCUGGCGCGCUCCAAGCGCUCCAACACCAUCUCGGUUAUGAGUCCCACCGAGCGAUCACGUCGGUUGAAAUCGACUUCCAGGGAGGGUGCAAGUCGUACGCAGCCGAGCGCGGGCGGCAGUGUGGGGGGCGGAGUAUCCCCUUCGUUCGUGUUUCUGCAGCUGUAUCACAACAUGAGCACUUAUCCGCUCUCGCCUCAUGUACCGGGCGAAGCACCGACCAUGCUGAGCGUGGGCUGCGAGAGGCCUCUCAAGGUGAGCGGGGCGCAACACGAGCGCACGCUCAAGCACAUCGACCUCGUGCCCCCCUUGGAAACCUACAAGGUGGGCGUCCUGUACGUCGGGCCCGGCCAGCAGGAUGAUGAAGUUGCCAUUCUGCGAAACGAGUACGGAAGUGUCCGCUACUCCGAAUUCCUGCGCGCCUUAGGCACGCUCGUGCCCCUGGAGGGCGUCGAAGAACCGAACCUGUUUCUGAACCUGGAGACGGGCGGCAAGGAUGGACGCUACACGUACGUGUGGACGGACGACAUCAUGCAGGUGCAGUUCCACGUAGCCACAGCGAUGCCGAGCUGCGCGCGCGACCCUUCGUGCAAUGAGAAGCGCAAGUACAUCGGCAAUGACUACGUUUCAAUAGUGUACAACGACUCGGGUCGCGAUUUCAACAUCCACACGAUUAAGGGCCAGUUCAAUCUUUGCGUCGUGGUCGUGGAGCCCGCGGAGCCGGGCAUGGCGCGCGUGCUCGUUAAGACCAAGAGCGAGCGCAUCCGUACCAAGUUCCUCUCGCACCUUCCGCCGUCGGGCCACACGCUCUCCGAUCAGAGCGUUCCAUUGCUAGCGCGGCAACAGGCGCUUCACUGCGCACUGGCCUCGCAGAUCAGUCAGUCGCUAGAGCGUCCGGGCGCCCAACCCUACGCUUCUAACUGCCUCGAGCGGCUACGCCUUAUAAAAAGACUGCGCGCGCGCAUCGAAGGCGAGCGCAGGGCUGCGGCCGCCCGCGCCCCGCCACCGUACCACGCUUCACCGCACUCAGAGCAUGCCCAGCGCCGCGUGGCCAUCGAUGAUUUCAAUGACUACACGUAG